UGGCCCCAUCACUCUCAUCUCAGCCAUCAAACUCCUAAGCUGCCACACGCUCUCACUUCUCCCUCGAUCCAAAGAAACCCUUUGCAUCAUAACUAUAUAUAAGCAAGCAGAUCAAGAGUACAGAAUCAUGAAAAUGAGGCAAAUGUUACUGUGCCUCUUCAUCAGCUUCUUCUUUUUCUUCCUCUGCCUUCCUGGUUCCUCCAACGCAUCGCUUCUCCCAUUCCUCGAUCGUCCUGGAAGUCUGCUGACUGAUUUCUGGCCGGAGCGUUUUCCAGACCCAUUUAGAGUAUUAGAACAGAUACCGUUUGGGAUUGAAAGGGAUGAUAACAGCUUGGAACUCUCUCUAGCGAGAGUAGACUGGAAGGAAACACCUGAAGGUCAUGUUAUAAAGCUAGAUGUGCCUGGGCUGAGAAAGGAGGAUGUGAAGAUUGAGGUGGUGGAGGAGAAUAGGGUGUUGAGAGUGAGUGGAGAGAGGAAGAAAGAGGAAGAAAAGAAAGGUGAUCACUGGCACAGGGUGGAGAGAUCAUAUGGUAAGUUUUGGAGACAAUUUAGAUUACCAGACAAUGUAGAUUUGGAGUCUGUUAAUGCUAAGCUUGAAAAUGGUGUGCUCACUUUGAGUUUCUCCAAGUUGUCUCCUAAUAAGAUCAAAGGUCCUAGGGUUGUUGACAUUGCAGUUGAUCAAGAGAGACCUGAACCAGCAAAGCUCACAAACAGUGAGAGCAAACAAGAGUUGUAGAUGAUCUUCGAUCAUGUGUGAACUUUGAAGAGCUGCUUUAUCAAGAGAGAAUAAGGACUUGUGGUUUCUCUGUUCUGUUUGUGUCGAAGUGUUGUGUUGAAUGUAAUAUAAUCCAAGAGCUUCUUGUUUAGUGAUCAUCCCUUGAAUGGAUUGACGAUACCCAUCUUAUGUUA
Molecule: messenger RNA, 909 nt
Organism: Manihot esculenta (cassava)
Lineage: Eukaryota; Viridiplantae; Streptophyta; Magnoliopsida; Malpighiales; Euphorbiaceae
Product: 22.0 kDa class IV heat shock protein
Exons: 1
Coding region: 128-736 (202 amino acids)
Biological process (GO): response to hydrogen peroxide; protein complex oligomerization; response to salt stress
Source: RefSeq, a predicted model, not a curated record